Dromiciops gliroides (monito del monte) is the source of this 2301-nucleotide messenger RNA. RefSeq names its product interleukin 1 receptor type 2 (gene IL1R2). Lineage: Eukaryota; Metazoa; Chordata; Mammalia; Microbiotheria; Microbiotheriidae. The record is from RefSeq and is a predicted model, not a curated record. Gene Ontology annotation, molecular function: interleukin-1, type II, blocking receptor activity; interleukin-1 binding.
AGUACAUGAGAGGUACAAACCAAGUGUCAGAGAGUUCAUAGAAGAAUCUCUUCUGAUGGAGGGAAAUCAGAGGCAGCAACAUGGAGAAGGUGGCCAGAUCAGAAAAUUGCCCAUACCAUGGCAAGUAUUUAGAAAGAUUCAAGUUGAAGGAGAGCCUGUAGUCCUGACACCCCCUUUCCUGAUGCUCCACAACCAAGUCUUCUUCAACCUGUCAUGGCAUAAAAAUGAUUCUGAGAAGAUGGUUCUAGGAAUCGGCAAAUCAGGCAGAACAUGGAUGAAAGAUAAUGCUCUCUGGAUUUUUCCAGCAUCACUAGAGGACACAGGAACUUACAUUUGCACCUUUAGGAAUGAAUCUUAUUGUGCCACAAUGUCUGUUGAGUUAAAGGUCUUUAAGAAGACAGAAGCAUCUCUGCAAAACAUUUCCUAUUCCCAAGUUCUAAUUGCUUCAGGUCCUGGAAAUCUAGUAUGCCCUGACAUAAGUGAUUUUAUCCAAGACAGAAAUAACAUGGAAAUAAAAUGGUAUAAGGAUUCAGUUCUUUUGGACCAAAGCAACAAGAAGUUUUCAAUUUUGAAAAGAUCUGUUUACUGCCUUAUAAACAAUGUAUCAUUGGAUGACUCUGGUUACUACAUGUGCAAGCUGCCUUUUGUCUAUGAAGGUGUGAAGCAUAACAUCACCAGGUACAUUAAGCUACGUGUUGUGAAAAUAAAGGAGGUGACCAUGCCUGUUAUUGUUGCACCUAAUAAGACUAUCUUGACUUCUCUUGGUUCAAAACUGGUAAUUCCUUGCAAAGCAUCAGGCUCAGAGUCUACAACGCUUUUGUGGUGGACAGCAAAUAGGACUUUCGUGGAUAAUGUCUACAAAGAAGGACGGGUUAAGGAAGGACAACACCAUGAAUAUUCAGAAAACAAUAAGAGCUAUAUUGAAGUGCCUCUGAUAUUUAAUUCAGUGGAAAAGAAGGUGAACACUGAAUUUAUAUGUAAUGCCAAGAAUAGAUUGGGAUACCAGACAUUGCAAGCAAGAGUUAAAGAAGAACCUACGUUUUCCUGGGGAAUUGCUGUGGCUCCUCUCUCACUCAUCUUCUUGGUCUUUGUUGGCAUAUGGAUACAUAGAAGGUGGAAACAGAGACCUGGGAAAGUAUAUGCUACUAGAAAAGCAAAGAUUAUCAGUCAUGAUUGUCAACUCUCUACUCCUUACAGAAAGGAAAUAAUAUAAAACCACAACCAUAUUCUUUUUUUAAUGACAAAGAGUUAUUUUCUUCUGGUAGAUGCCUCCCCCCCUAGAAUUUACCCCCAAGCCACUGGACUCAUGGUGAAGUAUUGACUCAGAAAGUAAAAUGAACAUAUAUUGCCUGUCUGCAUAUGGUGCUAUAGAGGCCUCUGUUUCUCUCAGCUUAAAUGAAUGGAGUGAAGGGCUUGCUUUUAUGGACUUAGUACUUUGGUACCUGAAUGGAUUUGUGAUCUUAUCCAUGGAUCUAGGUCACUAGAACCUUUACUUUUUCUUGUGUGUUAUUCUUGUUAGUAUCCUGCCCCUCUCUUGCAUCUAAUUUCUAUCUUUUAUAUAUCUACUUAUUUACAUAUUGUCUACCCCAUUAGAAUGUGAGCUCCCUGAGGGCAAGCACUGGUUUUGUCUUUCUUUAUAUCCUUAGCACAGUUCUUGGCACAUAGAAAGCACUUAAUACAUGUUUUUUAAAAUUUACAAUAAGGACUAUCUUCUAGGUUAAGAAUUCUUAACCUGCUGUCUGUGAAUGCAUUCAAAUAUUUUGAUAACUGCAUUUCAAUAUAAUGUUUCAUUUGUAAUCCUUUUAAAAACAUUGUUCUGAGUAAAGCAUAUAUUGCAUAAAAAAGACUAAAUCAUCUCUAAACGUUCAGUUUUGUGGUUACAGGUUUAACAUUUGAGUUUCUAUCUGUAAUCCUACACUCAGACUGCAUGACUGGUCCAACUUCUUUCAGGCAACACCUGUCUUUUGAUGAUGUCUUUAUUUUGGUUUAUGAUGGAUGAAAAAAAACCAAACAAAGUUUUUGAAGUUUGGGUCUGGGAUUCUUAGGGGGGAAUGGAUGGAAUAGAAUGUAAAAAGGCAAAGCUAUGGAAUAAAAAGUGGGGUUGGCUGAGUGGGAUGGCUAGGGGAUUAAAUUGAUUUAAAGUGGGAAGAAUUCUUGUAAUAGAGAGAAGAGAUUGCUCCUAGAUGAGUGGAAUUGUUAUUAUAGGGAACUACCUCAAGUUCUUGGGCAGGGAGUGAGAUUUCUUAAAAUUAUAGAUACUUAGUUCCAGAUGACACUGGCACUGUAGCUGAUUCAGAGUCU